AUGGGGCAUCACAGCCCAGCUGCCUUGGUGAAAGCACCAACUACACAAAUACCAGUCACACCAACACCAGUCACACCAACUACACAAAACACCAAUCACACCAGUCACACCAACUACACAAACACUAAUCACACCAGCACCAAUUACACUAACACCAAUCACACCAGCACCAACUACACAAACACCAAUCACACCAACACCAACUACACAAGCAACCAAUCACAUCAACACCAGCUACACAAACACCAACCACACCAGUACCAACUACACAAACACCAAUCACACCAACACCAGCUACACAAACACCAAUCACACCAGCACCAGCUACACAAACACAAAUCACACAAACACCAACUACCCAAACACCAGUCACAACAGUACCAACUACACAAACACCAACUACACAAACACGAACUACACAAACACCAGUCACACCAACACCAGUCACACCAGUACCAACUACACAAAACACCAAUCACACCAACACCAGUCACACCAACUACACAAACACCAUCACACCAGCACCAACUACACAAACACCAACCACACCAGUACCAACUACACAAACACCAAUCACCCCAACACCAGUCACACCAACUACACAAACGCCAAUCACACCAGCACCAACUACACAAAUACCAGUCACACCAACACCAGUCACACCAACUACACAAAAACCAAUCACACCAGCACCAGCUACACAAACACAAAUCACACAAACACAAACAUCAUCACACCAGCACCAACUACACAAAAACCAAUCACCCCAGCCCCAACUACACAAACACCAAUCACACCAGCACCACCUACACAAAAACCAAUCACACCAGCACCAGCUACACAAACACAAAUCACACAAACACAAACAUCAUCACACCAGCACCAACUACACAAAAACCAAUCACAACAGCACCAACCACACAAACACCAAUCACACCAGCACCACCUACACAAAAACCAAUCACACCAACACCAACUACACAAGCAACCAAUCACAUCAACACCAGCUACACAAACACCAACCACACAAGUACCAACUACACAAACACCAAUCACAAUCACACCAACUACACAAACACUAAUCACACCAGCACCAAUUACACUAACACCAAUCACACCAGCACCAACUACACAAAUACCAAUCACACCAGCACCAACUACACUAACACCAAUCACACCAGUACCAACUACACAAACAACAAUCACACCAACACCAGCUACACAAACACCAAUCACACAAACACCAACUACACAAACACCAGUCACACCAACACCAGUCACACCAGUACCAACUACACAAACACCAAUCACACCAGUACAAACUACACAAAACACCAAUCACACCAACCCCAGUCACACCAACUACACAAACACGAACUACACACUAAUCACACCAACACCAGUCACACCAACUACACAAACGCCAAUCACACCAGCACCAACUACAGAAAAACCAAUCACACCAGCACCAACUACACAAAUACCAAUCACACCAGCACCAACUACACUAACACCAAUCACACCAGUACCAACUACCCAAACACCAAUCACACCAGCACCAGCUACACAAACACAAAUCACACAAACACCAACUACCCAAACACCAAACACACCAGUACCAACUACACAAACACCAAUCACACCAACACCAGCUACACAAACACCAAUCACACAAACACCAACUACCCAAACACCAGUCACAACAGUACCAACUACACAAACACCAACUUCACAAACACGAACUACACAAACACCAGUCACACCAACCCCAGUCACACCAGGUGCUGUGUGAAAAGUCCCGUGUUUACCUCUACCCCUGACCCGGAAGUUUACUUUUGA
Messenger RNA from Mizuhopecten yessoensis (Yesso scallop), 1839 nucleotides. RefSeq lists its product as uncharacterized. The record is from RefSeq and is a predicted model, not a curated record. The coding region runs from base 1 to 1839 and encodes 612 amino acids. The transcript has 3 exons. Lineage: Eukaryota; Metazoa; Mollusca; Bivalvia; Pectinida; Pectinidae.